ACUCCUGACAUCUCACGCCAGCUCGCAUCGAUCGAUCUCCAGACAAGCUCCAUCCACCAUGAAGCUUUCCACCAUUAGCAUCGUGCUCUUCCUGGGCCUUGCGAUCGGUGCACCGAACCGCUUCCAGGGAGCAGGAGAAGACAUUGCUAGCCCUCUGGCACGACGCGGCUUCGGCUGCGGAGAAUGCGGCGAAUGCUGUAGGGCCAACGAACAUUGGGGUCCGAAAGACGGUGGUCAGACUUGCGGAUGCAUUCCCAACUAAGAGAGUCCGCCUUGCGGCAAUCUAGUUCAAUCCUCUCAGCCCGAAAUCGCAUGACGCUACUGAGGUUGCGGCGAGGACAACGAUACUGUUUCCAGCACGACUGAAUAACAUCGCUCGGGCAGCGGGAUUCCGAUGAGCUGGCGGGGAUGCACGCAUUGUACAAGAUCGAGGAAAGAACUGGAUGUCGUUACAUACCACAAGCUAGACUUUGCUCGGCUCCCAACUGCAUCAUUCGCCUUCGC
This is a messenger RNA of Zymoseptoria tritici IPO323, 504 nucleotides long. RefSeq lists its product as uncharacterized. The record is from RefSeq and is a predicted model, not a curated record. The transcript has 4 exons. The coding region runs from base 59 to 262 and encodes 67 amino acids. NCBI's taxonomy places the organism in Eukaryota, Fungi, Ascomycota, Dothideomycetes, Mycosphaerellales, Mycosphaerellaceae.